UUCACAGUUUGCAUUAUGUAGAUUAGCCACUCAUUGUAAUCCACUGUGUCAUUUUAAUCCUACUUUAAGUGACGUUUUCAGUAACUCCUCCCCUCCUGGUCCUCUCUCCUCCUGUUGUCUUUGCCACUCUCUGUAGCUCUCUCAUCCCGUCUGCUUAAGUGUUAGUGAAGCUGCUGUGAGACGCUGCAACCAUGGCUGCUACUGGAUCUUUCCGUAUGGUAUCAGAUGAGGAGCAGGCCAUGAGGUCCAAGCUGGAGCAUUUGACAGUGAAGGAUCAUGGGCCGGUGUUUGGGCCUUGCCACAAACUGCCAGGCCACACUGUGCAGAAGGCGAAGGAUGAGCUGAACGAGACGGAUGAGAGGCGAGCGUCGUCGCUGAAGGACCUGCGGGCCAUGAUGAAGGAGAGGGCAGCUGAGGGAGACGACCUCGCCAAACUCGUGCUGGAGCGCUUCGGGGACAAACCAGACUCUCUAAUGCUGCGUUUCCUCAGAGCCCGCAAGUUUGAUGUUGUCAGAGCCCACGAGCUCAUGAAGGGUUAUGUGCGCUUCAGGAAGGAGUAUCCUGAGCUGUUUGAGAACCUGACCCCUGAGGCGGUCCGCAGCACCAUUGAGGCGGGCUAUCCCGUGGUUCUGCCCAGCAGGGACAAGUAUGGCCGCGUGGUUCUGCUCUUCAACAUCGAGAACUGGGACCUGGAGGAGAUCACCUUUGACGAGAUCUUAAGAGCGUACUGUGUGAUCCUGGAGAAGUUGCUUGAGAAUGAAGAGACCCAGAUUAAUGGCUUUGUCCUCAUUGAGAACUUCAAGGGCUUCACCAUGCAGCACGCCUCAGGCAUUAAGCCGGCUGAGCUCAAGAAGAUGGUGGACAUGCUGCAGGACUCCUUCCCUGCACGUUUCAAGGCGGUCCACGUUACUCACCAGCCCUGGUACUUCACCACUACAUACAAUGUGGUCAAGCCCUUCAUGAAGAGCAAGCUACUGGAGAGGGUCUUCGUUCACGGUGACGAGCUGGACAACUACAUCAAGGAGUUCGAUGCGGACAUCCUGCCGGCAGACUUUGAUGGGAAGGCAUCUGUAGCUGACUGCCAGGCCAUUGCCACCAAGCUUUUUGGCUCUGAAGACACUGCUCUCUGAAAGAAAGAGUCCUCUAAAAACCAAGAGCUAUAGUGUCCUUCGCCCUAGAUGCUUCUUUUGUGAUCAGAUCAGAUAUGUGGUCUAUUUUGAAGCUAGGUUGACAUUUUUAUUAUAUUCAGGCAGUUCCUAUGAGCAAAAAGAAGUAUCUAGAGUUAGGAGCAGAGGAUGGUUUGCAAAUGAGUAAUAUAUGGUGAUAUAAAUGGGAAAGAAAAUGGAUGUUUAGACAUUACAGAAAGAAUGAUUGAUGGUUUACGUUGGGGAUUUUACAGCACUGAUAUUCCUUGUUACAGUACGAGUUGGUAAUGUGAUGUUGUAGCUCACAACCAGAAUAAGGUCUGAGUUUGGUUUGGUGUCAUUUGCCUUAAAAAAAUGAAUUUCACAACAUGCAGAGCAGCCUUGUACCUACAAUCCCGUCAGAUGAAUGAGUACAGAAACCGCAGUAGUUCAGAUCCUGUAUAUUACAGUGUCGAGGGUGAAGUUUAGAAUGAUAUGAAGAGGGAAAAUUGAUCACGGAUAAGCCUGCAUUAUAUUAAUGUUUUAGGAGCAGGGGCCUCCUAAUGCAGUGCCAUCAAAAUACGUCUUGCUUCUCAAAAGCCUUGUGUCAAGUCCUUCAAGUAUUAAGAGAGAUGUGACACUCGAUGUGAUGCCUGAUGUACCACAAAGGUCCGUUUUGCAAUUUGCAUUGG
Thunnus maccoyii (southern bluefin tuna) is the source of this 1816-nucleotide messenger RNA. RefSeq names its product retinaldehyde-binding protein 1-like. The coding region runs from base 192 to 1130 and encodes 312 amino acids. Lineage: Eukaryota; Metazoa; Chordata; Actinopteri; Scombriformes; Scombridae. The record is from RefSeq and is a predicted model, not a curated record. The transcript is spliced from 8 exons. Gene Ontology annotation, cellular component: membrane. Gene Ontology annotation, molecular function: phosphatidylinositol bisphosphate binding.